AAAGUGAGUGACAGGCGGCAUAAGAAACUGAGAAUCUGGGCAUUGCUUCACUGUAAUAACAAAGGCAUUGUGCCGUGUGUUCCACUUCAGCUAACUGCUAAGUCCAUAAAACAAAAAAGGAAAAUUGAAACAUAGAGAAGAAAAAAAUGAAAGCAAAUACGAGUGGUAGGUGAAUAACGACACCUAUAAUACAACUCUCUCUCUCUCUAAAAUUUGUUUUGUGAUGAAUAUGGAUUCGAUUCUCUGUGAUGAACUUCUUCAAGAAAUAUUCCGCCGCCUUCCUCCGCCGUCCGCCGCCGCUGUUUCAUUAGUCUGUAAGCGGUGGCUUCAUCUUCUUCGCUCUUCAACUACUUCUCUUUCUGUCUGUUUAAUUGAACCCCCUUUUAUCCCUCUUUUCUCCUCUUUUCUCAGUUUUCAUCCUUUUUUGUCUACUGUUUCUGUUACCAUUACACCUACAGUAGAUUCGUCCGAUCAAUUGCUUAAUUCCGUUGCUUCUUCUUGCCCUAAUCUCCGCCAUCUCCGAUUCUUGAAUGGUCCUGUUUCUACUUUAUCUCUGUUUUCUCUUUCUGUUUCUUGCCCUAAUCUUGUUUCUCUUGCUGUAACUCUUUUUAGACCCCUUUCUUUUCUCUGGGUACCCCCUUUUGGGUGUCUUAAAGAACUCUCAAUUUACCCAGCUGGAAAUUCAGGGGAAUUUGAUUAUGGUGACUUUUAUGGUUCUUGUGAGUUGAAUUUGGAGAGUCUUUUGUUGACUGGAAUUAAAUCAGGGGAUAAGGGGGUUGGUUUUUUAUGGAGGAAUUGCAAAAAGGUGACAACUUUGAAGCUGAUAAGCUGUGAAGAGGUUGGUGAUCAAGGUUCUUUUUUAGGAUUUCUUCAGUGUUUAGAGGGUCUUCAAGAAUUGGAAUUGAGAACUUGUAGGACAAUUGCUGAUGGGGUUUUGUUGAAAUUGGCUGAGAAUUGUGACAUGUUGAACUCUUUGUUGGUCUAUGAUGGUGGUAGUAAAGAGGGGUUGUUUCAUUUCUUGACCCAAAGCAAAUGUGGUAAUUUGCAGAAUCUUGAUUUAAGGUUGCCUCUUGAUCUUGACAACAAUCAUUUGACAGCUGCUGCUGAAAAUUUAGGGAGUUUGAGGAGUUUGAGGUUACAAAGUUGUUGUCUUGUUACUGGUGAGGGGCUAAAGAUUCUUGGAAAUGCUAUGGCUGAUGGGCUUGAAGAAUUGGCUUUGAUAAAUUGUGAUGUAGUGGAAAGAGAAUCAGGUUUGUUGACUACAUUAGGACAAGAUUUGAAAAGAUUAAGGAAAUUAGACUUGUCUUUUAAUGACAUGUUACUUGAUAAAGAACUGAUAUCAAUGCUAGUAUCUUGCAACAGUCUGAAUGAAUUGAAGGUAAGGGGUUGCAAAAAGUUGACAAAUUUAUCUAUGGUUUCAUUGACUAAGUGUUGCAAGAAAUUACAAAGUGUUGAUGUAAUGUAUUGUUGUGGGAUUGAGGCACAUGGUGUUGAGUUAUUUGUGUUGAAUUCACCAAAGUUGAGACUGUUACAGGUUGAGGAAAAUAAGGUUUCUGAUGUGGCUAGGACAUGGGCAUCAAAUAAAUUCAUUGAAGUUGUUCCUUGAAAAUUGAUUUAGCUGAUGAUAAGGUGUUUAUUGUUCAUAACAAAUGCUGAAAAGGUAACAUUUGAUGCUUGUUAUUUUGCUGCCAUUGUACAGAACAUCACAACUAAGAUGCUUGUUAUUUUGCUGUUUAUGGACUCACAAGUAUUAAGAUGCUUAACUUCAGCUAAGAUGGAGUAAUAGUGCAGUUGAAUUUAAGUACGUAGUUUGCAAUUUACUUUGUUCUCACUUGUGUGUUCCAUUAAGUAUCAAAGGGAGAUGCAAUUAUUUAUCACAAACAUCUCUUAUAUUAAUGUAAUCCUAAUUAAAUUUCUGGAAAUAAAAAUUCGAAUAACUUGA
Solanum tuberosum (potato) is the source of this 1942-nucleotide messenger RNA. RefSeq names its product F-box/LRR-repeat protein 4. Gene Ontology annotation, molecular function: protein binding. The record is from RefSeq and is a predicted model, not a curated record. Gene Ontology annotation, biological process: SCF-dependent proteasomal ubiquitin-dependent protein catabolic process. Gene Ontology annotation, cellular component: SCF ubiquitin ligase complex. The coding region runs from base 224 to 1606 and encodes 460 amino acids. Lineage: Eukaryota; Viridiplantae; Streptophyta; Magnoliopsida; Solanales; Solanaceae. The transcript has a single exon.